Messenger RNA from Adineta ricciae, 1287 nucleotides. The record is from the annotation of a GenBank genome assembly. Lineage: Eukaryota; Metazoa; Rotifera; Eurotatoria; Adinetida; Adinetidae.
AUGUUAUCCUACUUGACACCACCGAUGCAUCCUCAAUUGUCAUCAUCUGACUCAGGACUUCUCAUUUGUUCCACAUCGUCAGAUGAAGGAGAAAAAUCAUUGUAUCCACCUGAAGAUCAAAGUCUCGGACUGUUUAAUUCACCACAUCUGUCCUACUCACAUCCGGCCAAAGCUUCUAUGCCGUUUAUUUAUGGGCAUUCACCAGCACCAGCCUAUGGAUUCGGUUUCAAUUUUUAUGAUGAAAUGUCUCCGUUUGCAGACACGACACGAUCAUCUUAUACGUACAAUCACACGACGAAACGUGCUGAUCCGAAUAUUGAUGUGAAAUUGGAGAAUAUGGACUUAUGGAAGCGUUUUGCUGAAAUGAAUUUAGAGAUGAUUAUAACAAAGAACGGAAGACGGAUGUUUCCCACGUACAAAGUGUCACUCACUGGGCUCGAUCCAACCAGCAAAUAUAUUGUCUAUAUGGAUGUUGUACCUGUUGAUAAUCACCGAUACAAAUACCAUGGUUCGCAAUGGAUGAUCACUGGUGCUGCUGAACCGCACAUGUCAGGCCGUUUUUAUCCUCAUCCAGAUAGCAACUCCACUGGUGCACAACUAAUGAAACAACCGUUAUCGUUCAGUAAAUUGAAAUUAACAAACAACACUGCUGAUCAAAAUGGACAUAUCAUUCUCAAUUCCAUGCAUAAGUACAUUCCACGUCUGCAUAUAAUUCAAACUUAUAACUCCACCACUGCUGAUAAUAAAGUGUCUACAGGACCUUUGGACAAUGUCAAUAUCUUUGUCUUUCCCGAAACUCAAUUCAUAGCUGUAACAGCUUAUCAAAACGAAAAUGUGACAAAAUUGAAAAUUGAUCACAAUCCAUUCGCCAAGGGUUUCCGUGAAAAUAACGGACACGGCAGUCGAAAAGAAGUAAAGUCAACCAAACGUUGUCUGGAUGAUGUAUAUUCCACACCAGAAUCGUCGAAACGAUGUAAAUCUAAUUCAGGUGAAGACGAUCGAACACCUCCGCCACGACUUCUCUCUACCAAUCAGACAGUCGAUGUACCAGAUUCAACCACAUCAUUCACAGAUUUCUAUGAAAAUCCCUUUCAAUCGCAUUUCUACGAUCCUAAUUUAUACACAUCGCCGUAUUCUCGCUUUACUCCACAAUAUCCAUUUUCUUAUACGCCAAUGGCCUCGACACCUUCAACAAAUGCAUUUUCAUUAGCAGCAGCGGCUGCUAGUCGUUAUUCAUCACCUUAUUCUUUUUCUUCACCUUAUUAUCAAUAUUCCACAUCAUCAUGA